Molecule: messenger RNA, 1734 nt
Organism: Dipodomys spectabilis (banner-tailed kangaroo rat)
Lineage: Eukaryota; Metazoa; Chordata; Mammalia; Rodentia; Heteromyidae
Gene: Farsa
Product: phenylalanyl-tRNA synthetase subunit alpha
Exons: 13
Coding region: 13-1536 (507 amino acids)
Biological process (GO): phenylalanyl-tRNA aminoacylation
Cellular component (GO): cytoplasm; cytosol; phenylalanine-tRNA ligase complex
Molecular function (GO): ATP binding; tRNA binding; phenylalanine-tRNA ligase activity
Source: RefSeq, a predicted model, not a curated record
CUGGGAGCAGACAUGGCGGACGGUCCGGUGGCGGAGCAGCUGCUCCGGCGGCUGGAGGCGGCCGAGGGCGGCCUGGACAGCGCGGAGCUGGCGUCCCAGCUGGGCGUGGAGCACCAGGCGGUGGUGGGCGCCGUGAAGAGCCUGCAGGCCCUAGGCGAGGUGAUCGAGGCUGAGCUUCGCUCCACCAAGCGCUGGGAGCUGACCGCGGAGGGCGAAGAGAUGGCCCGGGAGGGCAGCCACGAGGCCCGUGUGUUCCAGAGUGUCCCCGCGGAGGGCUUGGCGCAGAGCGAGCUCAUGCGGCUGCCCAGCGGGAAGGUGGGCUUCAGCAAGGCCAUGUCCAACAAGUGGAUCCGCGUGGACAAGAGCGCGGCCGAGGGGCCCCGUGUGUUCCGCAUGGUGGAGAGCAUAGACGAUGAGGUGCAGCGGCGGCUCCAGUUGGUCCAGGGGGGACAGGCCGAGAAACUGGCUGAAAAAGAAAGAAAUGAACUGCGGAAGAGGAAGCUGCUGACUGAAGUGACCCUGAAGACCUACUGGGUAAGCAAAGGCAAGGCCUUCAGCACCAGCAUCUCCAAGCAGGAGGCAGAGCUGAGCCCAGACAUGAUCUCCAGUGGCUCCUGGCAGAACAGGUCCUUCAAGCCCUACAACUUCGCAGCCCGCGGAGUGCCCCCCGACAGCGGCCACCUGCACCCCUUACUCAAGGUCCGCUCCCAGUUCCGGCAGAUCUUCCUAGAGAUGGGGUUCACCGAGAUGCCAACGGACAACUUCAUCGAGAGCUCUUUCUGGAACUUUGAUGCCCUCUUCCAGCCCCAGCAACACCCCGCGAGGGACCAGCACGACACCUUCUUCCUGCGAGAUCCAGCCGAGGCCCUGCAGCUGCCCAUGGACUACGUACAGCGUGUGAAGCGGACCCACUCGCAGGGUGGCUACGGCUCCCAGGGUUACAAAUACAGCUGGAAGCUGGAUGAGGCUAAGAAGAACCUCCUGCGCACCCACACCACCUCGGCCAGCGCCCGGGCCCUUUACCGCCUGGCCCAGAAGAAGCCCUUCACACCAGCCAAGUACUUCUCCAUCGACCGCGUGUUCCGCAACGAGACCCUGGACGCCACGCACCUGGCUGAGUUCCACCAGAUCGAGGGCGUGGUGGCUGACCACGGGCUCAACCUGGGCCACCUCAUGGGCGUCCUGCGGGAGUUCUUCACUAAGCUGGGAAUCACGCAGCUCCGCUUCAAGCCGGCCUACAACCCCUACACAGAGCCCAGCAUGGAGGUGUUCAGCUACCAUCAAGGCCUGAAGAAGUGGGUGGAAGUUGGGAACUCAGGCCUCUUUCGCCCCGAGAUGCUGCUGCCUAUGGGGCUCCCUGAGAAUGUGUCGGUCAUUGCCUGGGGGCUCUCGCUGGAGCGCCCCACCAUGAUCAAGUACGGCAUCAACAACAUCCGGGAGCUGGUGGGCCACAAGGUGAACCUGCAGAUGGUGUACGACAGUCCCCUGUGCCGCCUGGACGUGGACACACCCACGCAUACACAGGAGGCUGCGUGAUCCGAGGCCCUGCCGCCCUCACCAGUGACCCCACUGUACUGAUGAGGCCUCUGUGAGGCCAGCCCUUCUCUCUCCCCCGACUCAUCCCGGACACGUGCCCACGAGAGGCUCUUCCUGUCACCCGGCUGUCCGGCCGUGAAGCUGGGCGGGUGGCUCUGCUGUGCAAUAAAGCGGGCCGCAGCCCCCAUGUGGAGACGC